AUGACGAAACUCACAGCAACUUGGACUCAACUUACCCAGAAUUCGACUGAGGCCUCAACCUUGGACGCUCCACCAGAGGCCCCGACUGCACGCGUCGGGUCAGCCAGCGCCGUCAUCAAAGACUCACUGUAUUUAUUCUCUGGCCGUGGCGGCAUCGCGAUGGCGCCCGUGGAGGAGAACGGCGCCAUCUGGCGGUACACACCGUCCCAUUCGAGUUGGAAGCUGCUGAAGCCUGUGGAUCCGGAGAAGCCCUACCCUGCCGGCCGCAGCUAUCACGCCAUGACCUCAAACGGAUCCGAUCUCCUUUUUGUGCACGCUGGGUGCCCCGAGAAGGGCCGCUUGCAGGACCUCUGGUCCUUCAGUCUCGUCUCGCAGACGUGGAAUGAGCUACCGUCGGCGCCGGAGCCGUCGAGGGGCGGCACCAGUAUAGCAUACUCAGGCGGGAAGCUGUACAGAAUGAACGGAUUUGAUGGAACCACCGAGCAAGGAGGCCUGCUUGACACGUAUGAUUUGGCCACGAACAAAUGGUCCUCUUUUGCGUUCAACCCCGACGGGAAAAGUGGGCCCGGGCCGAGGAGCGUGUCUACACUUGUGGCUGUGACGAUCAAGGGGAAGAUUUAUCUUGUCACUAUGUUCGGGGAGUGCGAUCCCAGUUCUUUAGGUCAUGCUGGCGCUGGGAAAAUGCUCUCGGAUGUGUGGGCUUUCGACGUUGCUGGUCAGGAUUGGGUGAAGGUUGAGGCGAGUGGGGGCAGCCCUGCUCCCAGGGGUUGGUUCGCUGCUGAUGUAGCACAAGCAGGUGGGGAAGACUCUGUAAUCGUCCAUGGUGGUCUUGCGGAAGACAAUUCGCGCCUAGGCGACGUCUGGAGGCUAGACUUUACCUGA
This is a messenger RNA of Diaporthe amygdali, 882 nucleotides long. Its product is annotated as kelch repeat protein. Lineage: Eukaryota; Fungi; Ascomycota; Sordariomycetes; Diaporthales; Diaporthaceae. The transcript has 2 exons. Gene Ontology annotation, molecular function: protein binding. Bases 1 to 882 code for a protein of 293 amino acids. The record is from RefSeq and is a predicted model, not a curated record.